Pichia kudriavzevii is the source of this 315-nucleotide messenger RNA. RefSeq lists its product as uncharacterized. NCBI's taxonomy places the organism in Eukaryota, Fungi, Ascomycota, Pichiomycetes, Pichiales, Pichiaceae. The coding region runs from base 1 to 315 and encodes 104 amino acids. Gene Ontology annotation, molecular function: glutathione disulfide oxidoreductase activity. The transcript has a single exon. The record is from RefSeq and is a predicted model, not a curated record. Gene Ontology annotation, cellular component: cytoplasm; nucleus. Gene Ontology annotation, biological process: cellular response to oxidative stress.
AUGUCUACUGCAGCCGCAUUGAUCAAGCAGCAUAAGUUUCUUAUGUUAUCUAAGUCAUGGUGUCCAGAUUGCCAUUAUGCAAUUAACAUCUUCACCAAGUACAAGGUCCUCCCUAAAGUGCACAUUGUCGAACUGGACAAGAUGGAACCGCGGGAAGCCGUUCAGCUCGAGAAGCAGUUCACGGAGAUCUCCGGCAGGAAGUGGGUGCCAUCGCUGUUCUUCAAUGGUGAAUUCUCAGGUAACGAGGCCACCCUGAAGGAACUCGAGAGCCUCGAUAAAACUGAGAGCUGGUUCAAGAAAGUUGGUCUAUUGUAA